Messenger RNA from Cylas formicarius (sweet potato weevil), 4073 nucleotides. RefSeq names its product patched domain-containing protein 3 (gene Ptr). Gene Ontology annotation, cellular component: plasma membrane; cytoplasmic vesicle membrane. Bases 306 to 3287 code for a protein of 993 amino acids. The transcript has 13 exons. Lineage: Eukaryota; Metazoa; Arthropoda; Insecta; Coleoptera; Brentidae. The record is from RefSeq and is a predicted model, not a curated record.
CAAAGUUGGCGCUUGUCCGUCGAACGCGAGCGAAAGAUACGGAAGCGCGCGACGCGGAUUUCAAAGCCGACUCUUUUUUUACGCGAAAGUUUCGAUUUUUGAUUCGGGCGGGUUACGAAAAAAGUUUGAAUUAAAAAUCGCGCCGGUGACUGGUGUUGUUGGUCCUUUCGCGUUGUUUUUUUUUGCCGCUCAAAACCGAGAGGUUGCGGUAUAGAAUAAUAAUUGUUUCGCUCUUGUUGGUUUAAUUACGUUUUUGCGAGUGAUUUGUAUCGCAUUUUGGAUUACUCGAUAUCCGGACGAUUAAGAUGGUGGGCUUAAAAGUAGUCGACAACUACCUCAACAAAUCGUUCUACAAAUUGGGACUCGUGGUGGGAAAACAUCCCGGGUACUUCUUGAUAGUACCAGUUUUGGUGACUCUGUUGGGCAUGACGGGGUACCAACAAAUGCACAACAAUAUCGAUCCGGAGUACCUGUUUAGUCCCGUGAAUGGAGCCGGAAAACACGAACGAAAUGUGGUCGAAACUUUCUUCAAAGUGAAUUACACGAGCAGAUUUAACGUCGCCAGGAUAACCAGAGCAGGUAGAUUUGGACGAGUAAUACUUACGACGAAAGAUGGCGACAAGAAUAUGCUCCGAACGGAAGUUUGGAAGGAGAUGAGAACGCUCGACGAACUGAUUCAAAACAUGACGGUCCUCUACGAAGGCGAAUACUUUUCGUACGCGGACAUUUGCGCAAAAUGGAUGAGCGAAUGUUUCCAGAACGACAUCCUAAAUUUGGAUUAUAUCAUGGAAGAGGUAGAAGCAGGACUUAUAAAUUUGACAUUUCCCUUAAUGUUUAAUCCAAAAACUUUUGAUGCCCACGCGUUUCCUGUUUUCUUUGGGGGCACCGUGGUAAGCGAUGACGGUCUUAUAAUAAGCGUUCCCUCAGUUCAGCUGGUUUAUUUUGGAAACGCAGACAGCAAAAAAAUCGACACACUGGGAUCCGCAUGGGAAGACGCAUUUCUCAACUUAAUAGAACAAAUACAAGAUAAGGAAAAUCGAUUCGACCACAUACGAAUAGCUCGAUUUGCAUCCAGGACGCUGGACCACGAGCUAGAGAAGAAUACGCGAUCUGUGAUACCGUAUUUUACCUCCACUUUUGUAACCAUGGCUGUGUUUUCUAUUGUAACUUGUAUGAUGACGGACUGGGUUCGGUCGAAACCGUGGCUCGGACUACUCGGAAAUUUGAGCGCUGCGAUGGCAACACUGUGCGCAUUCGGAUUUUGCAUGUACGCCGGCGUCGACUUCAUCGGGAUUAACUUGGCCGCGCCGUUCCUCAUGAUCGGCAUCGGGAUCGACGACACGUUCGUAAUGUUAGCAGCAUGGAGAAGGACUUCCAUUAAGGACCCCGUGCCCGAUCGGAUGGCCCAAAUGUUGAGCGAAGCUGCUGUUUCGAUAACGAUCACGUCCGUCACCGACUUCCUCAGUUUUUGGAUCGGCAUUUUUAGUCCGUUCCCUUCGGUCACCAUUUUUUGCAUUUACUCGUGCGCCGCCACUUGCUUCCUGUUCGUGUGGCACCUCAGUUUUUUUGCGGCAUGCGUCGCGAUAUCGGGAUACUGCGAGCAGAAGAAUCUUCAUUCCGUGUUUUGCUUCAAAGUGCAGCCAUUGUCGAAAUCCCAAGACAGGUGCUGGUUAUACAAGGUGUUCUGCAGCGGCGGGGUCGACCCCGAAGAUAUAGACAAUCCGAAAGAUAACCGCGAACACGGCCUGAUGGUGUUCUUCAGGGACUAUUUCGCGGCUUUCCUGAACUUCGGCUGCGUAAAGGUGUUGGUAAUCAUAGCGUUCGGCGUUUAUUUGUUAGGAGCCGGUUACGGGAUAACGCAAAUCGAGGAAGGCCUCGAGAGGAGAAAAGUAGCCAAGAACGAUUCUUACGCUAUCGAAUUUUUCGACAGGGAGGAUGAUUAUUAUAGAGAGUUUCCUUACAGAGUUCAGGUUAUAGUUUCCGGGAAAUAUGACUAUUCCGACCCAAAAGUACAACGGGAAGUGGAAAAGUUGACUCAAACUUUCGAAAAUACGUCGUACGUUUCAAACACCCUGUAUACGGAAUCGUGGCUGAGAAGCUUUUUGCAAUACGUCGAAAGGAACGAAGAUUAUCUAAACAUUUCGAUAAAAACUCCGAAAGAUUUUAGUUCGGUCCUUAAAGAACUGUGGUUAGCGGAAAGCAGCGCGUUUUCUUUGGACGUAAAGUUCGACGAGAAAAACGAAAAUGAAAUAAUCGCAAUGAGGUUCCUGAUACAAGUCGUCAACAUCUCGGGAACCGAACACGAAAAGGAAAUGGUCAGAGCUUUGAGAAAAAUUUCCCACGAUUCACCGCUAAACGUCACGGUUUUUCAUCCCUACUUCGUAUUUUUUGACCAGUUCGAGUUGGUUCGUCCUUUGUCUAUACAAAACAUGGCGGUCGGCGCAGCCGUCAUGAUGCUGAUCUCGUUCAUUUUCAUUCCAAACAUCCUCUGCGCGUUCUGGGUCGCGUUUAGCAUCAUUUCGAUAGAGAUGGGCGUCUUCGGUUACAUGGCGUUGUGGCACGUCAAUCUCGACUCGAUAUCGAUGAUCAAUCUGAUUAUGUGUAUCGGAUUCAGCGUGGACUUUACCGCCCACAUAUGUUACGCGUACAUGUCGUGUCCGGCAAAAACAUCCAAAGACAAGAUGAAAGAGGCCCUUUAUUCGCUAGGGUUACCUAUUUUCCAAGGUUCAGUGAGCACCAUCCUCGGAAUGCUUGCCCUGGUCCUCGCCCAAAACUACAUUUUCGCGGUCUUCUUUAAAAUGAUCUUCCUGGUGGUUUUCCUGGGAGCGAUGCACGGACUAUUCCUGUUGCCGGUUCUGCUGUCCCUAUUCGGUCCAGGAGCUUGCGCCAAAUACGAAGACGAUGACGAAUUCAAACUCUCCAACAUAGAAAAAUCUCUUCCGCAUCCCUAUUGCAUACCGCACCCCCAGUUCACACUGAACGCCAGUAAUCUUACCAACACCCUAAGGAAUACCAACCUUACGCCCAUCGAACGGUACAGCAAAAAACCGUUCAAGAGUUUCGGGGAUAUGGAAAAGGAUUUGGGAUUGGGUACGUCGGAGGAAAAUUCGAGCCAGUCAUCGACUCAGUCGAACAAAAAGGCGAACCAAGUCGAGGAGUUUACUCCUCAGAUAAGGUCCAGAGACGUAUGGAGGAGGAAUUCGGAUAUUAAUUUGUACCAGCAUCGACCGCCGCAGAUCGACAUCUUCGGAACGGAUGAUUAUAGGGCAGUGUUCUUUCGACAGUGAUUAUUACUUGCUGUUUAGUGACAACGCACGCCUUCGGGCUAAAAUUUUGUGAUCCGCGGCCAUCCUGAUUCCUUGUUCAAUAAUGGCACUGCUCGAUAAUAAUUAAGCAAAGGAUAUUUAAAGUGUUCGACACAGCAAGAUCUUGCGAAGUAUUUCUACUACCAUUUCGGAUAUAUCGAGUUCUAGGAUGGGUGGACCGUUGUUUGUAUUUUUGUAAUUUAUUUAAAGGUUGCCAAGUUUGACUUGAGUAAAUGUGGUGUAGUGUUGAGUGUUACGCAAAAACCAAGGUGAUAAUAAUGUAUUAUCCUAUAAAUAUAAAGCGUAGCAAGUGUAUGUUAUGCGAAAGUUACCAGUAGUCCUGUCGGGAUUAGUUGGCACCAAUUGCCAACACAUGUAUUGCAAAGAUCACCGUUUGAUAUUAAUAACUUGAAAUACAUAACCGUGCGGCCAGGAAUUCCUCCAGAAAGAUUUAAAAAGCUGCAAGCAACAUGUUUUUAGAAAAUUCAGAGAAAAUUUUGUAAGCUCCAAUAAUUAAGCAGAUUCUGGAUAUCAGAUUCCAUUUUUAUGGUUAAGCUAUUUUUUUAUAUAGAUUCGGAUAAACUAGCUUGCAAUUUUUUAAGGAGAAUUUCCUAACAUACUGCGUGGAAAGUGAAACGUUGCUCAAAGAUAAUUAUUGUAGAUAUGGGAAUGUGUGGUUUCUAUAAGUAUUAUGUACAUAUACAUCUUUGUGUUUUUAUGUACCUAUUUUGGUCAAAUGUAAAAAUAUACCUUGAAGCAAUCAAUGAA